AUGAGAGAAACCACUAAUAUCGCCUUGGCCCCCGAUCAACCUAGCAUUAUUCGUGUUGUACUCAUUUGCACAGCCAUUGCUCUUGGUGGCAUUAUUUUUGGUUAUGAUACUGGUUCCAUUUCCGGCAUGGUCAAUAUGACCAAGUACAUUGAAGCCGUUGGUGACCUGGAUAAGACUACAAACACUUAUUCAAUCCCCACCUGGCGAUCCGGCCUUAUUGUGGCUGGUGUCAGUAUGGGCGGUCUGUUUGGCAGUUUUGGUUUUGGAAAGGUUGCCGACCGUUACGGACGUAAGUGGGCCCUGGUCGGCUGCGCUGCAAUCAUCAACGUUGCCGUUGUGAUUCAAGCUGCAGCUUACCAGUCCUGGCCUGCUGUAUUUAUCGGUCGCUGCGUUGGUGGUCUUUCCAUUGGCGGUCUUUCGGCCAUUUGCCCCAUGUAUCUUAGCGAAACGGCCCCCAGUCAUAUGAGAGCUCUUUUGGUUUCUAUGUUUCAGUUUUUAAUCACAGUUGGUAUCUUUUUGGGCCAAACUAUUUCUCUAGGCUGCUCUUACUGGGAUAAUUCUAAUGGCCAGUUUUUGGUCCCCUUGUUGAGCAUUUGCGUUUUUGCAGUUGCAAUCAUUUGCGCAGUUUCCCUUUUUGUCCCCGAAUCUGCACGUUAUUUGAUUUCCAAAGACCGCGUCGCUGAGGCCCGUCAAUCCUUGGCAAAAGUUAUGAAUAUUCCAAUUAACGCCGAAAUUAUUGAACAAGAAAUUAUAGAUGUUCAGCGCGCUGUUGAAGCUGACCGGUCUACCGGUGAAUCUACUUGGAGAGAGCUAUUUAGCCAUGAAAAUCGUAUUCUUUACCGUGUUGUUCUAGGGGUUGCUAUUAUGAUGCUUCAGCAGCUCAGUGGUGUUAAUUACUUUUUCUAUUAUGGCACGUCUCUUUUCAAAGCUGUCAGCAAUAUGAAUCCUUUUGGUACUUCGAUGAUUCUUGGUGGUGUCAAUGUUGUUGGAACUAUAUGCUUUUUACCCAUAAUUUCCAAGUAUCCCCGCAGAAUAGUUCUCAUGAUGGGAUCUGCCGCCAUGUUUGUUGCCUUUAUUUUGUUUGCUUGCAUUGGAAGUUUUGCUCUCUAUGACGAUGCAAACAAUGUCAAGAGUAGCGUUGGAGGCGGUAUGAUUGCACUGGCUUGUAUUUUCAUUGUUGCUUUUGCCGGAACAUGGGCACCCGUGUCCUUUGUGGUCAUUUCUGAAAUGUUUCCGCAACGUAUUCGAUCAAAAGCCAUUAGUCUUGCAGUCGCUUCAAAUUGGUUGGUUAAUACCGGCAUUACUUUUUUGACUCCAACUGCUACUGAGCAUAUUGGCUACAAGUUUGGUUUUGUCUUUUCCUUCUUCACUUUUAUUUCUAUCUUUGUCGUUUACUUUUUUGUUUAUGAAACUAAAGGCCAUACGUUGGAAAAUAUUGAAGUAAUGUUUAUGUCUGGUAUCAGUGCUCGCCAGUCUUCUUCUUGGGAGCCUCUAGCUGAUGAUAGCACUGAAAUUAAGGAUGAAUCUUCCUAUAACGCUUGA
This is a messenger RNA of Magnusiomyces paraingens, 1542 nucleotides long. RefSeq lists its product as uncharacterized. Bases 1 to 1542 code for a protein of 513 amino acids. Gene Ontology annotation, molecular function: carbohydrate:proton symporter activity. Lineage: Eukaryota; Fungi; Ascomycota; Dipodascomycetes; Dipodascales; Dipodascaceae. The transcript has a single exon. Gene Ontology annotation, cellular component: plasma membrane. The record is from RefSeq and is a predicted model, not a curated record. Gene Ontology annotation, biological process: transmembrane transport; carbohydrate transport.